Gallus gallus (chicken) is the source of this 3547-nucleotide messenger RNA. RefSeq lists its product as uncharacterized. Gene Ontology annotation, molecular function: protein-membrane adaptor activity. The record is from RefSeq and is a predicted model, not a curated record. Lineage: Eukaryota; Metazoa; Chordata; Aves; Galliformes; Phasianidae. Gene Ontology annotation, cellular component: meiotic nuclear membrane microtubule tethering complex; nuclear envelope. The transcript is spliced from 2 exons. Gene Ontology annotation, biological process: nuclear envelope organization. The coding region runs from base 25 to 1122 and encodes 365 amino acids.
UCCUUCAAAUACUGGAAGGCCACAAUGAGGUCUCCCCGGAGCCUUCUGUUCUCCAAGCUAAACAAGCCCAGUUCCCUCAACCUUUCCUCACAGGAGAGGUGCUCCAGCCCUCUGAUCAUCUUAGAAGAAGAGACAUCAAAGCUUGCUUCUGGAAAGAGACCAGCUUUCUUAACAACCAACAAACUGAGGUUGGAGUGUUGCUUGAUGUCAAGAAAUCAGAUGCAAGCAUCUGCGUCCGAGGAAGCUGUCCAUUAUCAUAGAAUGGCCUGGGUUAAGAAGACCACAAUGGUCAUCUGGUUUCAACCCCCCUGCUAUGUGCAGGGUCGCCAACCACCAGACCAGGCUGCUCACAGCCACAUCCAGCCCGGCCUUGAAUGCCUCCAGGGAUGGGGCAUCCACAACCUCCUCAGGCAAGCUGUUGCAGUGUGUCACCACCCUCUGUGUGAAAAACUUCUUCCCAGUAUCCAACCUAAACCUCCCCUGUCUCAGUUUAAAACCAUUCCCCCUUGUUGUAUCACUACCCACCCUUGUAAACAGCCACUCCCCUUCCUGUUAAUACGCUUCCUUCAAGUACUGGGAGGCCACAAUGAGGUCUCCCCGGAGCCUUCUCUUCUCCAAGCUAAACAAGCCCAGUUCCCUCAACCUUUCCUCAUAGGAGAGCUCCCAGGAUACACAACCCUGCUUCCACCUUCUAUGCAUUUCCCCCUUUUCUCUCAGUUUCAGCUGCAGGUCCUUGCACUGCCACGACGGUCACCUGCCUCCCCUGCUGAACUUCUUCUGCGGGGGGAUGGAGAGCCGUUGCACUCUCAGAAGGGUGUCCUUAAAGAGCUGCCAGCUCUGUUCUGUACCCAUGCCCUUAAGGACAGUUUCCCAGGGGAUCCCACUCAGCAGUUCCUUGAGCGGCGGAAGUUUGCUCUCCUAAAGCAUAGGGUCCUAGCUCUGCUUUUAGCCAGGCCUGCAUUCUUCAAGAUCACCAACUCCACCAAGGCAUGGUCACUACAGCCCAGGCUGCCUCCAAUCUUAGUGUCUCUAAUGCUUUCCUCUUCAUUACUGAGCACCAGGUCCAGCAAGGCUUCACCUCAGUUCGGUCCAUCUAUUACCUGGACCAGGAAGUUGUCCUGAACAGACUCCAGGAAUCUCCUGGAUGGUCGGCCACCUGCCAGGCCACUAUCCCAGCAGAUAUCCGGGUGGCUGAAAUCCCCCAUCAGGACAGGAGCCCGCGAGCGCGACACCUCCUGCAGCUGAAGCAAGAAGGCCUGGUCCACAGCCUCCUCUUGAUCGGGUGGCCUGUAGCACACCCCAGCCACUAGAUGCCCUUUGCUGGACUGAUCCUUGAUUUUCACCCACAAACUCUCGACCUGAUCAUGGCUGUUCCUCAGACACAGCUCUUCACAAUCUAUCCACUUCCUAACAUAGGGGGCAAUGCCGCCACCCCUCCUACCCUGUCUAUCCCUUCUGAAUAGCCUGUAGUCCUCAGUCAGGGUAUUCCAAUUGUGCGAUUCAUCCCACCAUGUUUCCGUGAUAGCAAUCUCAAACUGCAAUUUCUGUCAUAGCAAAACAAUUAAAAAAAUGACUUUUGGAGUAACCUCUUUAAUUAACCUAAAAUGUCUAUGAAAAUGAAUUCAGGUUUUGGAGGAGCACUUCACAUACUAAUACAAAUCACCACUAAAUAGAUAGAAAACAGCUUGAUGUAAGCACUGAUGCUAGAACGACUCUAUUCUUAGUUACCUUUGCACUGAUAGUUAUGUUUCUCCUCACUUUCUGAGCAUUUCUUCCCACGAUAUUGAAAUCUGUCCUCAUUUUUCCAAUUAAAUUCACGUUGGUAAGAGUUUUUCAGAAAUCAAGGUACUUGCAAAAAAUCUUGCUGUAAGUGUCAACGGUUUACGGGCUGGUUCGGCCCAGUUCCAUGACUGGCGGGGCGGAGGGAUUUCGCAAAAUCCGUGCCUCUGGAAAAGGGAGGCAGGGGACCCCAAAAUAAUUAAAAACAGCGGCAAGGAUCUUAGGAGAAACAAACUAAUUUACUAAAUACGGUAUCGGAAUGCAAGAUAACAUACAAUAAUAGAAUAGAAUUAGAAUCAAAGCCAAUAAAUCAAGUAUAAUGAGAGAAAGAGUAUAGGAAAGCUGUAGGCCUUACAGUAGUGCUGAGGCAAAGCAUACGGUCAGGACGAGAGCCGAGGGAAGAAAAGCAUCAGGUGACUUUGCCAGAGGUUGUCUCUCCUCUCUGCCCGCAAAGCCCCCUGGGGAACGUAGAUCUUCUUCUCUUCCGGACAGCUGCUCGGAACUGGAGUGUUAACACCUUAACUCCCAAUGCACUACCUGAUGUUAUGAUGUUGAAUACCAGUAACCAAAAAUCAUAAAACCGUGACAAUAAGACAGUUCCGCUUAUAUGAUUAGCACCCAAGAACAAACUGAAGCAUUAUUUCCAAAACAGCAGAUAAUGUCCCUGCACUUCCACAGUGAAAAAUGGGAAAAAAAAACGAGUAUGCUUCAUAUAAAAACCACCCCUAGAGAAGGGAAUUGUCUUUGAUUAUGCAUAUCUUGGCAACUCUCACACAGAGAUAUAUAUUUUUAAGUAAAUGAUAGAAGAAUCCUGAAUACAGUGAAAAAAAAUUAAAUAGAACCUAAACCAAAUUGACCAGCCGUAGUCAGGGCGUGAUACGCGUUGAUUAUUUUGAAUUGCCAGAUUUCCAUUUUGAAUCUUUUGGAUCACAUAAUUCAAUUUCAGGAUCCCACUGGGAACUAUUCUUGAGCUUGGACUCAGAGGGCAAAGUUGGCCUAAAGUGUGCCCUUGACAUCAACUCCCAUAGGGUUAUAAAAAAAAGUAGGAUUAGCCAAAUAAAUCUUGUCAAAUUUUCUCUGAAGCUUAACUAGUAGUCUGUUGCUGUCUUUGCAGUUCUCCUGUGUCCCUUCCAACAAGACACAGUUUUUACGCCGUGAAGAAAGAGUUUGUGGGAGUCUAUUUUGCUAGCCCAUGGAAGACAAACAAAGGAAGGAAAACAUAUUUUCAGUAGAGUCGAAUGCAGACAAUAUACUAUUUUGUCUAACAUCUUUAUUGUACGGACCUGUGUUUGAAUUUUGUAUUGGGGAUUAUCCCUGUAGUGAGGUCUGCCCUGUAGGAGAUUGACACAGUGAGUGUCCAUCUCUUAGACCUCAUAUGGAUAUCUCAUCUUUACUAACCCUGUUACAUCAGGUAAAGUAAGUAUCAUAUGGUUGGACUGGAUGAUCCUGUGGGUCUUUGCCAACCUUGGUGAUUCUUUGAUUCUGUGAUUCAGAUGCAAGAUUCAGAAUCAUAGAAUCAUAGAAUCACAGACAGGCUUAAGUUGGAAGGGAUCGUGGAGAUCAUCUAGUUGCCACCGUCCUGCUGUGGAGAGGGUUGCCAUGCCUAAUAAAACCUAAGGAAGUUCAAGAAGGCCAAGGGAAGGGUACUGCACUUGGGUCGGGGCAAUCCCAGGUACUUAUACAAAGUGGGGGAAGAUCUCCUUGGGAGCAGCCCUGCGGAGAAGGACUCGGGGGUCCCAGUAGACGAGAAGCUGGACACGAGCCAACA